Uranotaenia lowii is the source of this 458-nucleotide messenger RNA. RefSeq names its product histone H3-like. The transcript has a single exon. Gene Ontology annotation, cellular component: nucleosome. The record is from RefSeq and is a predicted model, not a curated record. Bases 12 to 422 code for a protein of 136 amino acids. Lineage: Eukaryota; Metazoa; Arthropoda; Insecta; Diptera; Culicidae. Gene Ontology annotation, molecular function: protein heterodimerization activity; structural constituent of chromatin; DNA binding.
UCUGAUCAGACAUGGCUCGUACUAAGCAAACUGCUCGUAAGUCCACCGGCGGAAAAGCGCCCCGGAAACAGUUGGCCACUAAAGCCGCUCGUAAAAGUGCCCCUGCUACCGGUGGAGUGAAGAAGCCGCAUCGUUUUCGUCCGGGGACGGUGGCCUUGCGGGAAAUUCGCCGCUAUCAAAAGUCGACUGAAUUGCUGCUUCGCAAGUUGCCGUUCCAACGUUUGGUUCGGGAAAUUGCCCAGGAUUUCAAGACGGAUUUGCGGUUUCAAAGUUCCGCUGUAAUGGCCCUUCAGGAAGCAAGUGAAGCUUAUUUAGUUGGCUUGUUCGAAGAUACGAAUUUGUGCGCUAUCCAUGCUAAACGUGUCACCAUUAUGCCGAAGGACAUUCAGCUGGCUCGCCGAAUUCGUGGAGAACGCGCUUAAUCAUUGAUCCCCCGUUUCCCUUUCCCCCAAUCACAA